Echinops telfairi (small Madagascar hedgehog) is the source of this 2141-nucleotide messenger RNA. RefSeq names its product synaptosome associated protein 23 (gene SNAP23). The transcript has 8 exons. Gene Ontology annotation, cellular component: synaptobrevin 2-SNAP-25-syntaxin-1a-complexin I complex; plasma membrane. NCBI's taxonomy places the organism in Eukaryota, Metazoa, Chordata, Mammalia, Afrosoricida, Tenrecidae. Gene Ontology annotation, molecular function: syntaxin-1 binding; SNAP receptor activity. Gene Ontology annotation, biological process: synaptic vesicle fusion to presynaptic active zone membrane; synaptic vesicle priming; exocytosis. The coding region runs from base 132 to 764 and encodes 210 amino acids. The record is from RefSeq and is a predicted model, not a curated record.
GCGCGCAGGCGCGGGAAGGGGGAAGGUUUAGGUCCGGUCUGGCUUGUCCGAGCUGCCGACCCAAAGGAGUGGCCGCCGCUGCUUGAAUAUCCACCUUUCUGUUUUGGGGCCAUCAAGAGUUUUCAUUCAUCAUGGAUAAUCUGUCUUCAGAAGAAAUUCAGCUGAGGGCUCACCAGGUUACUGAUGAGUCUCUGGAAAGCACAAGGAGGAUCCUGGGUUUAGCCAUUGAGUCUCAGGAUGCAGGAAUCAAGACUAUUACUAUGCUGGAUGAACAAGGAGAACAACUAGACCGUAUAGAAGAAGGCAUGGACCAAAUAAAUAAAGACAUGCGGGAGGCAGAGAAGACUCUAACAGAACUCAACAAGUGCUGUGGCCUGUGUGUCUGCCCAUGUAAUAGGACGAAGAACUUUGAAUCUGGUAAGGCCUAUAAGGCAACAUGGGGAGAUGGAGACAACUCACCUAACAAUGUAGUGUCUAAGCAACCAGGCCGGGUGACGAAUGGCCAGCCUCAGCAAGCAGGCUCAGGAGCCGCAGGAGGUGGAUACAUUAAACGUAUAACUAAUGAUGCCAGAGAAGAUGAAAUGGAGGAAAACUUGACUCAGGUGGGCAGUAUCUUGGGAAAUCUGAAAAACAUGGCCUUGGACAUGGGCAAUGAGAUUGAGUCUCAAAAUCGACAGAUAGACCGGAUCACAGAAAAGGCUGACACCAACAAAGAUCGUAUUGAUGUUGCCAAUGCCAGAGCAAAGAAACUCAUUGACAGCUAAAGCUAUUGCUGUACUUUAUCAUUUAUUUACUUCCUUAGCUUCUCAACUACAGAAUCAUUACAUUUUCAGAGUUUGAAAUUUUGGUCACACAAUCUUCUAGUUGGGAGAGAAUGUGGAAGACAGGCCAGAGGCGUGAAAGCCCCUGAUUUUUCCUUUUCCUUUGAGGGCAGACCGUGCUGCUCGGCCUGCCGUCUGGUAUUCUUCCUCUUUAGCUCCUCCUCUGAGAUUGAUUUUCCUACUUCACACAUUGUGUUGUUUUUCCUUUUCCUUGCUUGCUCUAGCAGGCUCUUUUGCUUUCGAGAUUUGAAAGCAUUGCCAAAGAUAGUCACAAAGAAGGAAGCUGUAGAUAUUUUUUUUAAUGUGUGUGGGAAGGGGAGUAGAGAGAUAGGUUGUUACCUCGAUAAAAUUCUGCAGGCUUUAAAUCAGGCAAUUACACAACUGUAGUCAAGGUCUAAUUGGGUUUAGUUUUUAAUUCUAGUUGCCUUUAUUGCAAAUUUAGGCUAAAGUCUGGUUUUGGAGUUUUGUAUACAAUAUUUUUGUAAUCCCAACUUUGCGAACUCUACUCCUAAAAGAGGAACAGACUGAAUUUUGUUGUAGCGAGCCAAUUUCUGAACUUAGUGAUUGAUAGAUGUAUAUAGAUUCUGUGGUCCCCUUUCAUAUUACACUAUUCAGGAAUACUUUGUAUAAACAAAUGAUUUUUUAUUUUCGUAUUCUUAGAGUAUCAUGGUCCCUUUAGAGGCCUUUAAUUUGUUUUCUUUGAAGAAAAAAAUGUAAAUAUGUGUGUGUAACAUGAGAAAUCUCUAAAACAGGGCUUUUUUUUUUUAAGUUUGACAAAGUAUAUCAAGUGAAUUCAGAUUUACCUCAAUACCAAGAAUUAUGUUUAGAUAGGAAAAAAAGGAACUUAUUUUGAUCUCAGGUAGAAAAAUUUUGCUUUGAGUUUUACAUAGCUUAGACUUUUUUUUUUACUAGCGCAUAUUCUGUUUAACUAAAAGUGAUCUGUUGGAAAAUUAUGCCUUUGGUUUAAUUAUUGAUGAUUGUAUCAUUCUCUUAGUCUUGUAUAUUCUCUUAGCUUAAGCCAGUAAAAAAAAUUGCCUCCAGAAUCCCAUUAUUUAAAUCCUGAGAAGUGUUAUGAGAAUCAGAUUCAUAUUUGUUACUUUUAUUUAAAAACUACCAUCUGUAUACUUCAAGGCUAUUCAUGUGGAUUGGUUUGGCCAAUAACCAACUAUUUGAUAUUUACAAUUAAAAUUUGUAACUAACCAAUGGAAUUGUUCUUCUAAAUAGGUAACUUUUUUGUGUGUGACUAUUAUUUUGAGGGCAGGAAUUUAGUCAGAUUUUAACAAAUUUAAUAAAGCAAAGGUCUAUAAAUCAUGAAACAUA